Frankliniella occidentalis (western flower thrips) is the source of this 1164-nucleotide messenger RNA. RefSeq lists its product as uncharacterized. Lineage: Eukaryota; Metazoa; Arthropoda; Insecta; Thysanoptera; Thripidae. The transcript is spliced from 2 exons. Bases 779 to 1126 code for a protein of 115 amino acids. The record is from RefSeq and is a predicted model, not a curated record.
UAUUGAAAAAGUUUUAUCAGCCAACGGGUUCACUAGGAAAUUCUUUAUUGGGGUAUUUGCUGCAAACUGUCUACCCGCCUCGCCUCUCCCUCGCCCUGCUGUGCUCGUGGCAAACGAGGAUACAGAUAACAUGGACGGGUCACAUUGGGUUACAUUCUUUUUACCUAAUAAUUUAAGUGGAGUGGAAUUAUAUGACUGUCUGGGUGGUAGUACUUCUAACCCUUACUUUAUUAAAUUUAUUGGUUUAAAUGGUGGAUUAUUGUAUAAUAUUAAGCAAAGAAUUCAAAGUGACACUUCUGAUGUUUGCGGUGAAUACAGCUGCAUAUUCGCAUAUUUGUGUUGUAACCCCGAGGACUCUGUACAGAAUUUCUUGAAAACCAUGUCAAGGCAUUGUAAUAAAAAUGAUAGGUUAGCUGUCGAAUUAUUUAAUCGUGUAUUUACUUGUACGGUUCAUUUUGCGCGAGCCUCAUUGCGUUCAGUACACGCUCAGACCUGUACGGCGUUGUGCCACGCCAACAAAAGGGGCUGCCCUGCAGCACGCUGAGGCUCUCCCCCCACCUCUCCACCCGCUACUGCAAGUUCUGCAGCGAUCAGCAAUCAUCCACCCCUGAGCACACCCAUAUAACGGGGCGCCGUCGACUCUGGAGCGCAUUGUGUUCCGUGCUCUGCUGUCGACACACCAACAAGAACCGCCACCGCCGCUCAGCCAGCCGUCAGAUCAACAGUCCACCCACCUUCUCUGCUCGACUGUAGUUCUUGACUCAUCUAUUGAAAAAAGAUGGCUGAUGCACCUGGACUGGACAAGCAGGCCCUAGCCGCGGCUUUCAACGCGAUCGCUGCGAGCCCCGAGUUCACCAGCAUUAAGGAUCUGAAGCCAAAGACACGCUACGAGAUCCGCUGCAUGACCCGCAUAUCUACCAAGUUCGGCGGGAAGAUCAAGGCAGAACUUAAAGAUGUGGGUGGGGAGAGUCUUUUUGUCGUGAUGCCCACGAGACUGGCUAGGCUUUCUGAUGAGCAGAUUGAUGCUAUUAAUGGUAUGUCUGUUGUUGGACAGGCUCCGUACUUUGUAUAUAACGGUACAACUGAGACGGGAACUUAUGAUGUGGAACUUGUGUUCGAUGAGUAGUUUUUGUCAUUGUAUGUAUGAUUCUGUUGUUAAAAUAU